AUGACAGUUCUGCUUCCUUCAAAUAAUUCUAAUACAGAUGGAGAUCUGAAUAAGUUCAAUUUGCUGGAAGGUCUCAAUCUAGAAGAUGAAUCUUACAUGGUGGAUGAUGUAGGAGAUCUUGAAGAAGGAGAAAUUGAUAAAUCUUCUCCAAAUGUUCAUACAACAGUCAAGAUGGAAGAUCAUGUGAGAAGCAAAGUUGUUAUUGGCCAAUUGAAGAUGCAUAAUGGAAGUGAAUGGCUUAUUGCCACUGCUUAUGGAAGCAAAGAAGAGGAGAAGAGAGGUGGGAAGAGAUUUGUUUUUCCUCAAGGCCCUCAAGAUAUGCAAAUGUUUAUGAAGAGGUGUGAUUUUCAUGAUAUUGGGAUCAUUGGUCCAAAAUUUACUUGGUGUAACAAUAAAAUUGGUGGAGCUCGCAUCCUUGAAAGGUUAGACCGGUGUUUACUGAAUUCAGCUGCUUUAAAUAUCAUUCAAUCGGUAGCAGUUCGUCAUCUUGGAAGAAUUUCUUCUGACCAUUGUCCAAUAGCCAUCAGCAUUUGUGGUUCAGAAUUUAAGAAGAAUAGAAGACUGAAAUUUGAAGAAAUAUGGAUCUCCUAUCUAGCUUCUAAAGGAAUUGUAGCUAAUUCUUGGAAUAAGCCAUCGGGUGGAGAUGACGUCCAGAAAUUAAAUCUCAAACUCAAAAGAGUCCUUAAAGCUCUAUUUCACUGGAGUAAAGCCAAGCAUGCAAAUCUUAACAUUUUGAAAGAUAAUUUGAAGGCAGAGAUCAUGUCUUUGCAAGAGGAGGAGGACAAUUCAGGGAGUCUUUCAAAAGACAAAAUAGCUUUGUUAAGAUUCAAAAUUAAGGAAUUGAAUUCUACAUUGGGUAGAUUAAGCUCUUGGUGGAGGCAAAGAGCUAAAAUUAAAUGGUAUAAGGAAAGUGAUUCUAACUCUGAAAACUUCCACUCGGUGGCUUCGGCAAGGCGUAACUUCAACUUUAUUAAGCAAAUUGAAAGCUCAGAUGGCUCUCUAACUGAAAAUAAAAGCUGCAUUGAAGAAAUCUUCUCUAAUUAUUUCCAUGAUAAAUGGAAAUUCAGAACCUGCUCUUUCUCUGGUUGGCCAAGCAUUUCUAGAAUUAUUGAAGAACCUGCUAAGGAACGGCUGAUGUCAGAUUUCACUGAAGAAGAAUUGGAGAAUGUUAUAUAA
Molecule: messenger RNA, 1176 nt
Organism: Dendrobium catenatum
Lineage: Eukaryota; Viridiplantae; Streptophyta; Magnoliopsida; Asparagales; Orchidaceae
Exons: 3
Coding region: 1-1176 (391 amino acids)
Source: RefSeq, a predicted model, not a curated record